Molecule: messenger RNA, 774 nt
Organism: Helianthus annuus (common sunflower)
Lineage: Eukaryota; Viridiplantae; Streptophyta; Magnoliopsida; Asterales; Asteraceae
Product: 60S ribosomal protein L18a-like protein
Exons: 4
Coding region: 106-573 (155 amino acids)
Source: RefSeq, a predicted model, not a curated record
GCACAAAAGCGAUCCAGGCUAUGCAAAGACCAAAAUUGAUUCUAAUCUAAAACCUUAGAAAGAAAAACAUAAACUUGAGUGUGUUUGUUCACUUUCAUCUCCAUUAUGAGUGAACCAGUGAAGGAUGCUAAUCAAAACCAAUAUCCGUAUGAGCAGCAGCAGCAGCAGCAAGUACCACCGCCACCGCCACUGCCACCGCCUCAUCAGUAUGGUACUUUUCAGGGAGUUCAAAACUAUCCUCCUCAUCCGGUAACCGGCUUCCCUCAACCUUCUCCACCAGGUGGACCUCCGGUCAACCCUUAUGUUUACGCCCACCAGCACCAACCCGUCCCAGGUUAUGAUGUUGCUGAAGGAAGACCUGUGAGUGAACAUCGCCUUCCUUGUGGUGGUAUCGGUAUAGGAUGGUUUUUGUUCAUUAUUGGUUUCUUCUUAGCUGCAAUCCCUUGGUAUGUUGGAGCAUUCAUUCUACUAUGUGGUCAGUAUGAUGCUAGAGAGAAACCUGGAUAUGUCGCAUGCCUAAUUGCCGCUAUUCUUGGAACGAUCGCUGUGAUUUGCGGCGUUGCUACAAUUUGACGGGCUGGCAUUUGUGGUUAGUUGUACAGAUGCAUAUAUGACAUCAAUCAAGUGGAUGGUCCUUUCUGUUUUUAAUCAUAUUAUAUGCGAAUAAUUUGUAUUGUGCAAGUGUUGUAUGUUUCUUUACCUAAGUUGUUAAUUGUAUUUGUCUGAUGCAUAUGGAGCCUUUACAUCAUGCUAAGUUGUUAAUUGUAUUUGUCU